Messenger RNA from Perkinsus marinus ATCC 50983, 723 nucleotides. Its product is annotated as Charged multivesicular body protein 2A, putative. Gene Ontology annotation, biological process: late endosome to vacuole transport; protein transport; endosome transport via multivesicular body sorting pathway. The record is from RefSeq and is a predicted model, not a curated record. Bases 1 to 723 code for a protein of 240 amino acids. Gene Ontology annotation, cellular component: ESCRT III complex; multivesicular body. Lineage: Eukaryota; Perkinsozoa; Perkinsida; Perkinsidae. The transcript has 6 exons.
AUGGGGAAUCAGUCCAGCAAGCUGACUUUGGAGGAGCAGAUGCGCGCCAAUAAACGCAUGAUAAACCGGGCCGUUAGGGAGCUCGAUCGGGAGAGGAUGGGGUUGCAAAGGAAUGAGCAAAAAUUAAUAACCGAUAUCAAACAAGCUGCUAAGAAGAAUCAGAUGGGACCAGUGAAAAUCAUGGCUAAGGAUUUGGUCAGAACUCGUCGAUACGAGUCGAAGUUUUUGGAAAUGAAGUCGCAUCUACAGGGUGUAAGUUUGAGGAUGCAGACUGUUAAAUCAACAGAGGCAAUGGCGAGGAGUAUGAAGGGAUGCACCCAGGCUAUGGCUCGUAUGAAUAAACAGCUUAAUCUACCCCAAUUACAAAAGAUAAUGCAGGAGUUCCAGGAUGAGACGGAGAAGAUGGGCUUGACUGAAGAGGUUAUGGGAGAUACCAUUGAUGAUGUCCUUGGUGAGGUUGGUGAUGAGGAAGAGGAGGAGGCCAUAGUGGGCCAGGUCUUGGAGGAGAUUGGUGUUGAUAUGAAUGAGGUCUUGGCUAAUGCUCCAGGAUCAGCCUUACCUGCUGGCCAGAAGACUUCGGUGGGAGUUGGCAAGAAGACUCAGCAACAGGCUGUCGCUGAGGGUGCGGCUGCUGCUACUGGCAAGCCAAAUGGUAGUAGGACAGACAACAAGAAGAACAACGGAGGAAAUGAUGAUGGUAGUAAUAAGGACGAGGACUUCUAG